UCCUCCCAGGUCCCACUCUGGAUAGUGAGUCACAGACUGUUUGGACCUGAGUCACCCGUUGGGAGCCUUGCCCAAGAUCAAGGCGGACUUGGAUUGUUCAAAAAGCAAGUUUAGAAGAAGCAAGAGCCUCAGCUGCAGUAAUAUCCAAGGUAGGAGCUCAGGGGGAGGCUCUCAGAUCCCUAAGUUCCCAGGACAGAAGCUGCUCGGGGGAGGAGCCCGGAGGGAGAGACGCCAGGUGGGAGAAGGCCGGGAUCCCAGCCAAGUAAAAGGGACGAGCCCAGGACCUGGCAGAGGAAGCCAGUGACAGCAGACCCUCUCAAAUGGAUGACCUCUGUGAAGCCAAUGGCUCUUUUGCCAUCAGCCUACUAAAAGUAUUGGGUGAAGAAGACAAGUCACAAAACCUGUUUUUCUGUCCCCUGAGUAUCUCCUCUGCCCUGGCUAUGGUCUACCUGGGAGCCAAAGGAAACACUGCAACCCAGAUGUCCCAGGUACUUGGUUUGAACAGAGAUGGAAAUGUUCAUCAAAGUUUCCAGACACUUCUCACAGAAGUUAACAAAACUGGCACUCAGUACUUGCUGAAAAGCGCCUGCAGACUCUUUGGAGAAGAAUCAUGUGAUUUCCUUUCGACCUUCAAGGAAUCCUGCCAGAAGUUCUAUCAGGCAGGGCUAGAAGAGCUGUCCUUUGCUAAGGACACUGAAGAGUGCAGGAAGCACAUCAACGACUGGGUAAUGGAUAAGACUGAAGGGAAAAUUUCAGAAGUUUUGAGUCCUGGAACAGUCUGCCCACUGACUAAGCUGGUUCUUGUGAAUGCCAUGUACUUCAAAGGGAAGUGGAAGGCUCAGUUUGACAGAAAGUACACGCGGGGCAUGCCCUUUAAAACUAACCAGGAGAAAAAAACAGUGCAGAUGAUGUUCAAGCAUGCUAAGUUUAAGAUGGGGCACGUGGACGAGUUGAACAUGCAGGUCCUGGUUUUGCCCUAUGCAGAGGAGGAGCUGUGCAUGGUCGUUCUGCUUCCCGAUGAAAACACUGAUCUGGCUGCGGUGGAAAAAUCACUGACGUAUGAGAAGUUCAGAGCCUGGACGAACCCAGAAAACAUGACAGAAAACAAAGUUCAAGUUUUCUUCCCCAGGUUAAAGCUGGAGGAGAGUUAUGACCUGGAAUCUUUUCUUCAGAAGUUAGGCAUGACAGAUGCCUUCGAGGAAACAAAGGCUGACUUUUCUGGAAUGACAACUAAGAAGAAUGUGCCCGUGUCCAAGGUUGCCCAUAAGUGCUUUGUGGAGGUCAAUGAGGAGGGCACGGAAGCAGCAGCGACCACUGCCGUGAUCAGGAAUGCCCGGUGCUGCAGAAUAGAACCAAGGUUCUGUGCUGACCACCCAUUCCUUUUCUUCAUCUGGCACCACAAAACCAGCAGCAUCUUGUUCUGUGGCAGGUUCUCUUCUCCGUAAAGGCAUUGUCAUGGGGCUGAGGAUGUAGCUCACUUGGUAGAACAUUUGCAUAACAAGCAGCAGGCCACGGGUUCAACCCUAAGCACCCUAUAAAAUCAGGCAUGAUGGCACCUACCUGCCAUCCUAGCUCUUAGGAGUUGCAGGUCAGGGGCAACAAAAGUUGAAGGCCAUCCUCAACUACAUAGCAAACUUGAGUCCCUGUCUCAAAACGACAAGUAAAAGUAACGUGCGAUUGCUUUACAUAUCAUGUUUUGCCAUGCGCCAGAAUUGAAAUCCUGUGUUACCAGAUUGGCAAGGUGGUUUCACUGUGCAAAUAAAAAGAGUGUAGUUAGUAGUUGGUGAUUAUCUUUGCUGACAGUUCCAAUGCCAUGAGUGGGAACAUGGUGCUGAGAAGGCCUGGCUUGGUUUGGAGUGUCUGAGAUGACCCUCAUUGUCUCCAGCCUUAUUCACAGCCCAGCUCUGGAAGUGCUAUCCAUGCUGCUAACAUCUCCAAGCUGUGCCCUCCACCACGCUCUGUCUUGCCAGGCAAUGUCCGCUGACGGUUUCCAUUCGCAAAGCCAAGGGUGAAAGCUAUAGAAUAACUGCUGUAAUUUCCCUGUGUCUCACAAGAAGCUGAGAUAGUCUCUCAUUGCAUCAGUGUUACCCAACAGUCCUGUGCGUCCUAAGGUUCAGACAGCAAUUUCCACAAAUUUCCCACAGGUCCAAGGACUGAGUUGAAGGACAAAACUCGAAAGUGUGGCCCUUAUUCCCCUCUCUCCAAGUUCUUUCUAAUGCACAUGAAGCCAAAAGAAGCUUCACACUGAAUGCUUUUUUACAAACCAGAUGUCUAAUUAACCAUAUGAGAGUUAAUUGCACCUCUGAUGCCCUAAAUGCACAGAUUCAAGUACCACUGAAUGGAUUCAGCAGAUUGUAUUUAUACGUGUGUGUGUGUGUGUGUGUGUGUGUGUGUGUGUGUGUGUGUGUGACAACUAUAGAAGAAGUCAUGAACAUGAGAGUGACUGAGGAAGGUACAGGAGGAGUUGAGUGAGGUGGGGGAUCUAAACAGGAUGCCAAGUAACUGAAUAGAAUAAAAUAACUGAAUGUACAGCUCAGUAAGUUCUGAAACAUGCAUCUACCCAUAAUGCCAUCUGUAGAGUUAAGAUGCAGAACAUGACCAUCACACCUGCAAAUUUCCUCUGGAAACUUUGUAACAUCGCUUUUUUAUUUUAAGAAAUUUAAAAAAUUUUAAUUAAAAUGUAAUUUCAUCAUUUUUCUAUUCCUUCUCCUUCGUAUUGCUCCUAUGUCCACCAUCCAAAAUGAGAGUCCCCCUCAUCUUUAAGCAUGGUUAUUACACACACAUAUAAAGGGAUAAACAUGUAAAUACAAUCUGUGGAAUUCUUUCAGUCUCUGUUCCCUGCAUGUGAGUUUCUAGGGCUGACCACUCAGUGUUAGAUAACCAAUCAGGGGCUCAUCCUGAGUAUGACUGACUCCUGUUCUCAGCAGUUGUUAAUUGUUUCUAACACUUCAUCUAAGGGCAUGGCCCCAUGAUAUUUUCUCUAUCUGUGCUACUGGGAUGUCAACUCUUGGAAUUUUCAGGUCUUGUUUAGGAAGCUGUAUUGUUGAUAUUUCAUUGUUUAGCUUCUCACAGCUGACAUCCUGGUCCUCUGGCUCUUACAGCCUUUCUGAUCCCACUUCUGUGUGUAUUCUGGGCUUUGUAACCUUGCUAUAUAUCUGCUCCAUGUUAAGUUUUAGUCACUUACACCCACUUUCAUGCAACCACUGAGAGUUGCUUCAUAAUUAAUUUGUUAUGGAAUAAUGUAUCCAAUUUUUGUAUUAUUUCUAUCACUUACUGAAAGUAUUUUUAGAUUCUCCUUCAUUAUGUUAUACUUGAUAUAUUAUAUAUUAAAUUAUACUAUAUAUCAAUAGUUUCUUUUGUUUCUACUUACUUAAUAUGUCAUCAUAUAGAUGCAAUAUAAUUUGUUUAUCCAUUCACAAUCUUCUGAAUAUUUGCAAUGUUGUCAAGGUUUGGUUACUGUAAAUAAAGCUUUUAAAAACA
Messenger RNA from Mesocricetus auratus (golden hamster), 3480 nucleotides. RefSeq names its product serpin B8. Gene Ontology annotation, biological process: negative regulation of endopeptidase activity. The record is from RefSeq and is a predicted model, not a curated record. The transcript has 7 exons. NCBI's taxonomy places the organism in Eukaryota, Metazoa, Chordata, Mammalia, Rodentia, Cricetidae. Gene Ontology annotation, molecular function: serine-type endopeptidase inhibitor activity. Bases 321 to 1445 code for a protein of 374 amino acids. Gene Ontology annotation, cellular component: cytoplasm.